Camellia sinensis is the source of this 1164-nucleotide messenger RNA. The record is from RefSeq and is a predicted model, not a curated record. NCBI's taxonomy places the organism in Eukaryota, Viridiplantae, Streptophyta, Magnoliopsida, Ericales, Theaceae.
AUGAAGAUUAUCUCUUGGAAUAUAAGGGGAUUAGGGAAAAGGGAGAAAAGAAGAGGAGUUAAAAAUCUUUUCUCUCAGCAUAAAGUCGACUUUCUGCUCCUUCAAGAAACAAAGGUAGCAACAAUCACAAAUCAUCUCAUCCACUCUAUUUGGCCCCACAAUGAUUCGGGUUUUGCAGCAGUGAAGGCUGAGGGCUCUUCGGGCGGUAUUAUUAGCGUCUGGGAUAAAUCUGUAUUUUCAGUUUGUGAAUGCAUUCAGAGACCGAACUUCAUACUUCUAAAAGGUACGAUCUCUCCGGACUUUGAUUGUAUUUUGAUUAAUAUUUAUGCUCCUAAUGAAGCCAGGGCAAGGAAAAUUCUCUGGGAUGAAUUAUUAAGCCUCAGAGUUAGUUUUGAUUUACCAUGGUGUAUUGGGGGAGACUUUAAUGAAAUUAUUAGAAUUGGGGAAAGAAAAGGCUGUCUUACAAUCUCUGCUAGUAUGAAACAACUCAGUGACAUGGUGGCCAAUCUGGAGCUUAGAGACCUUCCCCUGCAAGGAAGAUCUUUCACUUGGUCAAAUAAUCAAGAGGCUGACAGAUGGAGCAGAUUAGAUAGGUUUCUCCUUCACUCACAAUGGCUGGAUAGAUUCGAUUUUAAACAAUGGGGUCUUCAACGAUUAUUAUCCGAUCAUUGUCCAAUUCUUCUCAUGGUGGAUAAUAGAGAUUGGGGUCCAAAGCCGUUCAGGUUCCUCAACGCCUGGACCUCCCAUCCUAAAUUCCUAAAUGUUGUCAAAAGAGCAUGGAAUCAGAGUGUGCACCUUGGCUGGGCUGGGCACAGAAUUUUCAUGAAGCUUAAGGAUGUGAAAUCAGCUCUCAAACAAUGGAAUAUAGAGGAGUUUGGUGAUCAGAAUGAAAAAUUAAUUUCCAUUGGUAAUCAAUUACACACGCUGGAUCUCCUUCAAGAGACCUGUUCUUUAUCUGAGGAGGAGUCAACAAACAAGAGGAAGCUGAAAUUCGAAUUCUGGAAAACUUCAAGGCUGAUUGAGAGCAUUUGGCUGCAAAAAUCUAGGCAAGUGUGGUUCAAGAAUGGAGAUAAAAACACCAAAUAUUUCCAUAUGAUUGCAAGCACAAGGCAGAGGAAAAAUUCAAUUGGCAAUCUAUUCAUCAAUGUACACAACAACCAAUGA